Plodia interpunctella (Indianmeal moth) is the source of this 3162-nucleotide messenger RNA. Its product is annotated as DNA helicase MCM9-like. Bases 146 to 2998 code for a protein of 950 amino acids. The transcript has 12 exons. The record is from RefSeq and is a predicted model, not a curated record. Gene Ontology annotation, molecular function: ATP hydrolysis activity; ATP binding; single-stranded DNA binding. NCBI's taxonomy places the organism in Eukaryota, Metazoa, Arthropoda, Insecta, Lepidoptera, Pyralidae. Gene Ontology annotation, biological process: double-strand break repair via homologous recombination. Gene Ontology annotation, cellular component: MCM complex; nucleus.
CACUGCGCGGCCCCAUUCAUUCAUUUUUCUUUCUUUUCAUUCUGUUUGAACUGGGUAUGGCGGGAUUUCGGUUUCUUUCUUCCUUUACUUUCCCCUUUCCACUUAGGUAUUUAUUGAAUACAAUAAAUCAGUAUAAUUAAUCAAAAUGUUCCUUGAAUAUUUAACUAAGUUUCAUAUAGAAGACUGUUUGAAAAUACUCUCGGAAAAAGAUAAUCUUGGUUACUACAGCAUAAACAUAGACUUUUUGAAAUUAUUCGAAACUUUCCCAGAUGUGGGCGACAAAGUUUUGUGUAAUCCCGUGGAAUGUUUGCCCAUUUGCAGCCAAGAUAUAAUUAAAGCUCAACAGAACAUAUUGGAGCAGGAAGAGUACCAUAGUUUAUUAGAUAAACUAGAAUAUACAUUUUUAAAAAGAAAUGUACAUGCCAGAUUCUUUGGCCUACCAGUCUGCCCUGAGCUUCAUAGAACCGUGUUUCCAAAGAAUGUGGACUUGGGUUGUUUUCUCAAAGUCACAGGUACUGUAGUGAGAGUAACACAAUUGAAAAUGCUGGAGUACCAGCGGAAGUAUAUCUGCAUGAAAUGUAGAUUUGAGAAUGUGAUAAUAGCAGACUUUGAACACAGGUACAUACUGAGAGCCCCUUCGAAGUGUGGUAAUACUGAGAUGCGAUGUAAAAGCACAAACUUCAAUCAAGUACACAUGGUGUCUAGGGAAUAUUGUAAGGAUUACCAGGAAAUUAAAAUUCAGGAACAAGUUAAUAAACUGAGCAUUGCGACCAUACCAGGUUCUUUAUGGGUUGUGCUUGAAGAUGAUCUUGUAGAUUGUUGUAAACCUGGUGAUGAUGUUAAUAUUUGUGGCACAGUGCGUCGGCGUUGGCGUCCAACAGUCCAAAACAAGAAGGUCGAAGUGGAUCUGGUGCUACAAGCGAAUCACAUAGAAGUGUGCAACUCUCAGAGGUCAGAUGUUGUAACCGCUGCCCCGGAUGUGAAGGAGUGCUUCAAUGAAUUUUGGUCUCAGUAUCAAGCCUGCCCUUUGAAGGGCAGAGAUCAGAUUUUAUGUUCGGUUUGUCCCCAGGUAUAUGGGCUACAUUUGGUGAAGUUAGCAGUCCUUCUAACUGUGAUCACCGGGUCUAAUCACAUUGUUGAAAGAGAAGCGGAGAAGAAACAUUCUGAAGAUAGACAUGCCACCAGGGUGCGUGGCCAGUGUCACUUGCUAUUGGUGGGAGAUCCAGGCACGGGCAAGUCCGAGCUGCUGCGAGCGGGCGCCGAGCUGCCGGCGCGCGCCGUGCGCACGACCGGCUGCGGCAGCUCCCGCGCGGGGCUCACCUGUGCUGCGCUCAGGGAAGACGGCGAGUGGCAAUUAGAGGCCGGUGCGCUAGUUUUAUCAGAUGGUGGCGUGUGUUGUAUCGACGAGAUCUCCCAACUCAGAGAACACGAUCGCACCGCUAUACAUGAGGCUAUGGAACAACAGACUAUAUCUAUAGCUAAGGCGGGUAUAGUGUGCAAGCUGAACACUCGUUGUGCGGUGAUCGCGGCCUGCAACCCCAAGGGCCGAUACGAGACUGACCAGCCGCUCAGCGUCAAUGUGUCGCUGGGGACUCCGCUGCUCAGUAGGUUUGAUUUAAUUUUCAUAUUGCUGGACUCUAAAAACAAAACUUGGGACAAACUGGUGUCGUCUUACAUCUUAUUUGGAGGAUCUAAUGCGACAGACAAGAAAAGGUGGAGUCUAGAAAAAUUACAGAUGUACAUAAGCCUAGUAGGGCCAAGAUGUGUGGAAAUGACAAAAUCAGCAAACACAAUAUUGCAAUCAUAUUACAUGAUGCAAAGGAAGUCGGAACACAGAGAUCCUUCUAGAACUACUGUGAGGAUGUUGGAUAGCCUUGUGAGAUUAUCACACGCCCACUGUCGCUUAAUGUAUCGCACAACAAUACUACCCGUUGACGCAGUGGUAGCUGUCUCUCUGGUGGACCUCUCCAUGCAGGACUGCACUCUAGACGACACUGUCGACGCCCUGCACUCCACAUUCCAAAAGUACCCCGACAUGGAAUAUCUAUGUACAGCCAAAAAAUUACUAUCCAAAUUAAACCUCCAAGAAAUAUGGAGAAAUGAACUAUUAUACUACGCUAAGUUAUUGCAAGUCGAUCAUAAAACGCUCGAAACUUCUAUAGAUUCGGGAAAUUGCCAUUUAUUUGCGAAAUACGAUGAUGUCGCCGAUGAAAAUACUCCGCUUUCGUCUUCAAUUGUCACAAGCUCAUAUUUUAAAGUAAUUAAAACAAGAGAUGAUGACAAUUUUGAAGAUAAAGAAAACGAAGACAAUAAAAAGCAAUUUCAAGAUAUGAAUGUCAACGAAAAGCUAGCGGCGACAUUGAAAAAACAUGCUGCAUUGAAUAAAAGUGAAAAGAAACCGCCGACAGUCCAAAAGAAAACACGUAAAAGAAAAGAAGUGACAGUAAAUGUUAAAAGAACAAGUAAUAUAAAUGCUAAAAAGGCUAAGAGAGUAGAUAAUAGUAUAGAAAGUGAUGUUUCUGAUAGUGAUGAAGUGUUUGAUGAUUCAAAUGUAAUAUUGAAUGCUGUACCAAGUGUAAAUGAUGUAUUUAAGAAUUUAGGUAUAGAAUUAAAUUUUGAUGAUGAGGAUACAGAAAAUCGUGGUUGUAUAGAAGAAUCAAGGAAGGUGAUAUCUAGUGAUAAUAAAAAUAAUAAACAUAAAGUGGAGUUGAAUUCAAAUGAAUUAAGGGACAGUAAAGCAGAAGAACUAACACAUGACCAAAAAGAACUUAAAACAUCUAAUACAUUAAGUAAAUUAAAACAAUUUAAAUUUGUUGAAAAACAUGAUCUUAGUAAAUUUGAGGAGAAAUCUGAUAUAUUUCAUAAUAAAACCGUAGUCAAAUUAGAGAAGAAUGAAGAAAGUAUUUCCAUUGAUUCUUUGAAACAAAAACCAUCAGUAUCAAGUUCACAAAUAUCUAUGUUUGAAAGUUCUGAUUGUGAUAUAGACAUAGAUCUAUAAUUCAAAUAUUAUUUUCUCAUAGUCUAUGGUAAUAAGGUAUGAACUUAAAAUUAUGAGAACAAGUUGAAGCAUGGUGCAAAAAAGGCAUUGUGAGUGAAGUUAUAAUUUCUUCUAUCAUGUUAUAUACAAAAGUUUUGUUUUUAAUAAAACUUCAUAAAAUAAAA